Messenger RNA from Rotaria sordida, 1034 nucleotides. The record is from the annotation of a GenBank genome assembly. NCBI's taxonomy places the organism in Eukaryota, Metazoa, Rotifera, Eurotatoria, Philodinida, Philodinidae.
CCAAUGAAAUAUUACUUCUCAUUUUGAAAAGACUUGAUAAUAUUGAUGUUCAUUAUUCUUUACUUGGUCUCAAUAAUCAACCACUUGACAUUAUAGCACAAGAACAAAUCUUUACUAAUACUCUUAAUUUUGUUUCCAUGUCAUUAUCAACUAAUGAGAUUUCUUCAAUUUCUGACUCAAUAAAAGAUCGAUUUUGUAUUGAUAUAUUACCAAGAAUUCAUAACAAUGUCAAAUCUUUCAUUCUUGAAUCAGUUUAUAUGGAAAGGUCCCAUGUUUGGAGUGAGACACAUGAAUCAUGUGGUAGAUAUUCUCAAUCACCAAUCAUCAUAAAAACGGCAUGUACUGUUUAUCGAACAUUUACACCUUUUGAUUUUUCAUCAGCUUACAAUCUACAGCAUGACUUUACACUUUUAAAUAAUGGACAUACGGUUGUUGGUACAUACCAUGGAAAUGAUUCAUCACCUUUCAAUUUGACUGGAGGUGGUUUGAACGGAACAUUUCGACUUCAUAAUUUUCAUCUUCACUGGGGUGAAAAUCAUAGAACAGGCAGUGAACACCAAAUAAAUGAUGUAAAAUAUCCAAGUGAAGUUCAUUUUGUUCAUAUUAAUCCUCAAACAAAAGCAGUAGCUGUACUUGGUAUCUUUAUGAAUAGUACACGACAUAGAAAUCAAACGAUCCGUACACGAAAAAGACGCGAUGAUAUCUAUAGUACUGAAAAUAUAACAAUCACUGAAUGGAACAACUAUUUUCAAGCAGUUGCAAAUUUAACACAGAAAAAUAAUUCAGUUGUACUGAAUUUAAACUUAGCUUCGUUGAUGGGAAGUAAUCUAGAUGAUUUUUGGCGUUAUGGAGGUUCGCUGACAACACCACCGUGUACUGAAGGUAUUACUUGGACUGUGUUCAAAACACCUGUUAUUUUUCAUGAACGUGGAAUACAUGCUCUUCGAAAUAAUAUUCAUACGGGAAAUUAUCGUCAUCCACAACCAUUAUUUAAUCGAAUACAUAAUGCUUAUCAUUAUACUUCCUAUAUUUGA